UAUCAUAGGUCCAAAGUAGGAAUCUCGUCUGAUGGGCGUACUAAACCCGGGGAUCGAUCUAUGUGUGACAGUGACAUACGGAACCGAACGAUUUUUUCGGGAAAAUAUUGAGAAUAUUUACUACGCGGAACCAAGCGGUUGAGCCAUAUCUACCUCUUAUAGUCCUGUUCCCAUACCUUUGCCAAUUUUACGUCUAGAUCGACGCUGUUCACAAUUUGGCAUUGAUCUUGAUGGCGACAGCGACCUACAGUCCCGAGUACCUGGCCGAGUCUAGGACAACGGUCUUGAAUAUAUUUUACUCCAUCCCUAUCCCCCUCGAGAUUUUUAGCACCGCUUUCAGGCUAUGGGUUAAAGCUAGACCUUCGUCACAAGGUCGUCUGGCUUUUGACGAUUAUCUCAUGGUUUGGGCUACAAUGGUCGCCGUAGCAGAAUGUAUCGCUGGCUUGGUCUAUGGGGCCCCUAACGGCCUCGGACGUCACAUUCAAGCAGUACCACUGGAAUAUCGGCAGAAGUUCCUAAUGGGCGACUACAUUUUUAGCCAUUUCUACGACGUCGCCAUCGCCAGCACCAAACUUUCAAUCUUGGCAUUGUAUUACCGAAUAUUCGCAGUAUACAGGUUUCGCAUUGUAGUUAUUAUCACUGCGAUUUUCGUGCUUAUGUGGCUUGUCGCCAUGGAAAUCGUACUGGGUCUAGGAUGUCAACCUGUCCAAGGCUGGUGGGAUGCAUCAAUAGCCGCCACGGCUUCAUGCGUGAAUAAAGUCGCAUUCACAUAUUCCACCAACAUCACAAACCUGAUCACCGACCUAUGGAUAUUUGCUAUGCCAAUACCAAUCAUUUUUAAUUUGCAAGCCACGCUGAAUAAAAGACUAGCUCUAUGUCUACUAUUUUCGAUAGGUCUGGGAACGUGCGCCCUCAGCGCUGCUCGUCUGUCUGUUAUCGUCUCGGUGGGGUCCGAUGAUAUUACAUGGAAGGAAGUUCCUCUAGGAAUCCUGUCGGCCUGGGAACCGUGCGGUGGCAUAUUAUGCGCGAACUUACCUUUAAUUUACAGAGCCUUAGUUCGAGGUAUCAAACAAAUUCAUUCGACAGUCAGGUCAUCCCGAACUCGUAGUCGACACGUUAGCGCGCGGCCCAAUUCGCCAUAUCUCGAUUGGACUCGACUUCACGACGGUGCUUCUAGCAACAACUGUACCACGUCAAAAGUCACCGUCACUCGAGGCUUAACAGACCAGACUGAAAUGGACACGAUUAGACCAAACGGGAUCAAGGUUCAGCGUGAUAUUAAGCAAGAGUUCCACCGGGAAGAUUCGGAUAAAAUUUCAGAUAAAAUGUUCAGUUAAGGCAUCACGACAUAGAGCUUAUGAGUAUGGGUCAUGCAAGAAAAUGGUUGCCAAGUUUUUAUAAUUCUUCGGUAUUCUAAAGGCUAUGUCCAA
Messenger RNA from Annulohypoxylon maeteangense, 1430 nucleotides. RefSeq lists its product as uncharacterized. The coding region runs from base 231 to 1337 and encodes 368 amino acids. Lineage: Eukaryota; Fungi; Ascomycota; Sordariomycetes; Xylariales; Hypoxylaceae. The record is from RefSeq and is a predicted model, not a curated record. The transcript is spliced from 5 exons.